Molecule: messenger RNA, 1143 nt
Organism: Corylus avellana
Lineage: Eukaryota; Viridiplantae; Streptophyta; Magnoliopsida; Fagales; Betulaceae
Product: proteasome subunit alpha type-7
Biological process (GO): ubiquitin-dependent protein catabolic process
Cellular component (GO): proteasome core complex, alpha-subunit complex; proteasome core complex
Source: RefSeq, a predicted model, not a curated record
GAUGUCGUUCCCCAUGAACUCGCUCCCCCAGUGCCUUGUCGCAAAAGAAAUGGUUUUUAUUUCUUCAGAUCACUCGCAGAAAGGCUAGAGCCGAAAUCAAAAGCAGAAUCACUGAAUCAGAGAAGCUAAAGAAGAAGAAGAAGAAGAUGGCGAGGUACGACCGAGCGAUAACGGUUUUCUCGCCGGACGGGCACUUGUUCCAGGUGGAGUACGCCCUCGAAGCUGUUCGGAAAGGCAACGCCGCCGUCGGCGUCCGCGGCUCCGAUAUCGUCGUUCUCGGCGUCGAAAAGAAGUCCACACCCAAACUCCAAGACUCCAGAUCUGUUAAGAAGAUUGUGUCCUUGGAUGAUCACGUUGCAUUGGCCUGUGCCGGUUUGAAAGCAGAUGCUCGUGUGCUGAUAAACAGGGCACGCAUUGAAUGUCAGAGCCAUAGGCUUACGGUUGAGGAUCCUGUAACUGUUGAAUAUAUAACACGUUACAUUGCAGGUCUGCAGCAGAAAUAUACGCAAAGUGGGGGUGUAAGACCAUUUGGCCUUUCAACUUUGAUUGCAGGUUUCGACCCGUACACUGGUGUCCCAUCUCUCUAUCAGACAGAUCCAUCAGGAACAUUUCAAGCGUGGAAAGCCAAUGCGACUGGGAGAAACUCAAAUUCGAUGAGGGAGUUUCUAGAAAAGAAUUAUAAAGAAACUUCCAGACAAGAAACUGUGAAGUUGGCGAUUCGUGCUUUGCUUGAAGUUGUUGAGAGUGGAGGGAAGAAUAUAGAAAUUGCCGUGAUGACAAAAGAGCAUGGGCUGCGCCAACUUGAGGAAGCUGAAAUUGAUGCCAUUGUUGCUGAUAUUGAUGCAGAGAAGGCAGCAGCAGAGGCUGCAAAGAAGGGCCCUGCAAGGGAGACCUAGUUCUGUUGCGUUCUCAUAUUUCACCUCAGUUUCUAAAUACUUCAUUGUUUCUUGAAACUUCCGCAUCUAAUUUAUGGGUCAAUCAGGACCUGAAUUCAGUGUUUUUCUUCAAACCAACACCCCUCCCCCCUCCCAAAAAGAAAUUCCACACCCCCCAACCCCCACCAUUUUUUCCUCAUUGUAUGGAAUUGUUGAUGAUAAUUAAGCACAUUUUUUGUUAUGUGCAGACUGCUGCAUAUAUCCGUUC